AUGAGGCUUCGUAAUUUUACCUUAUACAACAGUGCCUUGGGUCCACCAUAUCAUAUACUUAUUGAUACAAAUUUCAUCAAUUUCUCGAUACAAAACAAAUUAGAACUUGUAGAAGCUAUGAUGGAUUGUUUAUAUGCUAAAUGCAUCCCGUGCGUAACUGAUUGUGUAAUUGCUGAAUUAGAAAAAUUGGGACCAAAAUAUAGAAUAGCUUUACGCGUCGCGCGGGAUCCUCGAUUCGAGAGACUUCCAUGUACUCAUAAAGGAACUUAUGCAGAUGAUUGUCUCGUUCAAAGAGUCACGCAGCACAAAUGUUAUAUUGUGGCGACUUGUGAUCGAGACUUAAAACGACGUAUUCGUAAAAUUCCUGGCAUCCCAAUCAUGUAUAUAUCAAAACGAAAAUACACGAUAGAAAGGUUGCCAGAAGCGUAUGGCGCCCCAGCAUAA
Ambispora leptoticha is the source of this 444-nucleotide messenger RNA. NCBI's taxonomy places the organism in Eukaryota, Fungi, Glomeromycota, Glomeromycetes, Archaeosporales, Ambisporaceae. The record is from the annotation of a GenBank genome assembly.